AUGGCGGCGGCGGCGGCAGCGGAGACGGUGAAGGAAAAGGCGCCGCUGCACGCGUACCCCGAGGCAAGUGUUGGGACCCGCUUCUUUUCGCACAGCGGUAUCUACUCCGAGCGGUACAAUGGCGUCUGCUCCCUCACAGGCUCCAUCGUUCUCAUGGCGUCUGGAAGGUUUGUGAUGUUUGUGGAUGUGAAAAGCGGCAAGAUAAUGUCGACCGCGGGUCCUGAGAAUGGUGGCGUCGGGGCCGUUGCGGUACAUCCUUCGCGGCGGUUUUAUGUCGUGUGCGAGAAGCUGCCGAAGGACCCCUUGAUUCGCGCGUACAGUUGGCCCUCCCGCCAGGAGGUGGGGGAGUUCGUGGGCGGUGCCACGCGGGGAUUCAGUGCCUGCGGCUUCAACACGGACGGGACGAUGAUGGCCACGGUUGGCAUGUACCCGGACCACUCGCUUGCCGUGUGGAACUGGAAUACGCGGGGGAUGAUACUGCGCAGCAAGAGCCACGCCUCGGACGUCUACACGGUCGCCUUUAGUCCCUUUGAUAGUGGCGUUCUUGUGACCGGCGGGGCGGGGCACAUCAAGUUUUGGUCGAUGGCAAAGACGUUUACGGGGCUGAAGCUGCAGGGACUUCUGGGGAAGUUUGGACGGCUGGAGAUCACGAACGUGUCGGGGUUCGUCGUGCUGUCGGACGGCAAGGUUCUCUCGGGCUCCGAGUCUGGACUCAUCCUCCUCUGGGAGGGGGACCUCGUGCGCUGCUGCUUUGCGCGGGAGGUUAUCAAGGACGAGGUGGACGGCGCAGCCGCGCUGGCGGUGCAAAGCCACGACUACACCCCUUGCCAUAACGGCACGAUAAACGUCGUGGAGCUCCUUGGGGAUGGGCGCGUCGUGCUUACCGCGGGCGACGACGGAUACAUGCGCUACUGGCGUGUCAGUGAGUUGGAGACGGCAAAGGGGGACGGUGCCCCGCCGUUGUACGCGCCGAAAUGCCUCUGCGAGGUGCUUGUGGAUCCGCAGGCUCGCAUUCGUGCCGUGACGCACUGCCGCGACACCGAGGAGUGGGUCGUGCUCGACAGCACCGGCGCACUCUGGCGGGUUCCGUAUCUUGCGCCCAGGGACAUUCUCGCAGGAGACCCGCGCCGUGCCAAGGAGCCGGCCCAGGCUGCACUGCGGUUUAACGGCGGUGGCAUCACAAGUGCGGCGAUGUCGCCGAAAGAUCACACGGUAGUGACUGGCGGCGAGGACGGCACAAUCCGGCUCAUAGACUACGUGACACCGCAGGAGCUCUACAAACUUACCCUGCCUGUCCCCACCGUCGUCGUUGCCAUCAGCUUCCUGCGCACGGACACAACAGGGACGAAGCUCAUCGCGUGCUGCGAAAAUGGAACGGUGCGACUGCUACAACGCGGAAGUAACGCCUUUGCGGUGCAUGGCCAGUGGCGGCCACACAAAGAUGGGCUCAUGGCGAUGGCUAUCGAUCGUGGAGAACGCCGUCUUUGUACCAUCUCUACAAACGGCACGGCCUUCUUUUUUGACAUCGAGCCGGAUCUCUCUGCACUUUCGCCCAUUGCUUUUUGCCGCCUCCCCUUGAAGGAUGUUCGCUGUGCGGCGUGGGACGAUGCAACAUCGUGUUGCCUGGUGGGAUACGAGUGUGGCAAGCUGCUCGCGAUUCGGGCACCCACGAUGGAGGAGGUGGAUCACAGUGUCUCCUUUGAGUUUACCUGCAGCUACGCCCUGGUUGGUAUUCGCCAGCGAAAGCUGGCGGAAAAGAAGUUUCUGAACCCGGCUGCCGGGGAACGGGCAGAUGGGAUGCAGGAGGAGGAGGAGGAGGAGGAGGAGGACCUGGGGCCGUGGCCGGUGCACCUCGUGUGUCCGCUGCCUGGUGGCUCUUUUGCGGUUGGGUCUGCGGCGCCGGAGCUGCUGUACCAGUACCGCCUUGACAUCCGCUACGACGGCCGCACCGAGCUUCCCCCGCUGCCGCCGACGGGGAUUGAGCCGCCCAACUACGUGGAGGAGCCCGCGGUGAACUUGUGCUACCGUGACCUCGUCCCAAGGCUGGCCUCCGUCGGCACCUCCGAGAGGUUCUUUGUCGUCGUGUGCGAGGGCGCCCAGGUGCUUCUGCGUCCGCUAGAGGACGCUGGAAAGCCGCGCGAGGAGUGCAUCCUUGCCGCCGCCGCCCACGAUCGGCUUGACGGGCAAAUUGCCGCCGCCUGUACUUCGUUUGAUGACGCAAUGGUGGUCUCCGUCGGCUCCGACGGGCUCGUGGUGGCACAAAUUCGCAAAGGGUUUCCGGCGCCGUCGCCGCCGAAGAUGGAGGCGGGGUACCCGCCUUUGCGUGCCGAGGAGCUUGUGGCGCCGCAGCCGAUUCCCUUAUCGAUCAGCGAACAAAAGGAGGCGGAUGAUCGUCGCCGCGCCGAAGAAGCGAGGCAGCAGGAGCUCGAUGCCUUUCUGGCGAAGCUGCACCUUGUGCAUGCGAAGUACGCGGAGUUGCUGGCGGAGAACAACGCCGCCCACGCGCCGCUGCGUCUCUCGGAGGAGGACAUGGCCAUUCACCCGCAAAUCCUGCAAGAGAUGGAGGAGGAGAAGCAGCGGCGGGUCAAGGAGUCACGGAAUGAAAAUGCUCUUCAACUUGCACGCGAAAAUGUGCGCACACGGAAGAUGCGGGACCGCUUUGUGGAUAACCUCAUCUACGAUCGUUUUCAGGUGCUUAGCUUCUCCAAGGAGUUUGCCGUCUCCUCGUUCCGGACCCCCAACCCGGCGCCGGCGAUUCGGCGACUGGAGAGGGAGAUCAACGAGCUGCUGGCCUCCGAUGCCGACGAGGGUGCGGCAGGCAGAGCGACGGACGACGACAGCACGCUUGACAACAACCCCCGAGGCAAAAGCCUCGGUCAGGCGGAUGACGCCGAGGGUACCGCGUUGAAGGAUGCCAGCCUGGCCACAGCGGCGGGCAUCACCCAAUGGCUGGCCAACGAAGAGAAGCACCGACAGGAACAGCUGCGGCUGACGAGGAAGGAAAGUGAACUCUUGACGACAACUAUGCGUCAGUACCUGGACAAGAUGGAUGAGCGUCGCGAGGAGCGGAGGCGCCGGAAGCAAGGCUACGAGAUGCUCCUCGCGUACAAGCCAGACCCUGCGGCGGAGGCGGCGCAGUUGGAGGCGGAGAUGCGACAAGAGGUGGCACGUCGUGGUGAGUGUGUCCUGCGGACGGAUCCGUCGUACAAUUUGACGCCGUCAGCCGUUUCGAAGCUGCGCCAGUUGAUUUGGCUCGAGGAGGUCGUGCUGAAGCUGCGCAGCGGGUUUACCAAGAAGCUGCUGCAGCUUCGAGAUGAAAAGGCGGCGCUGUGCGAGUCCCUUAAUGUCCUUCUGCGCCGCAUACGGGGGAUCAACAACGCACUGAAGGAGGAAAAUGCCCAGUCGGCGGACGUCAACCUGACGGCGAUUGAGAUGCCGGAGCGGCGUUUUGUCGUUGACCACGAGGGCCUCGACGCCUUUGCGAAGCAGCGGCAGCUGGAUAAGAUGCGCGAGGAGUUGGCAAAGAAGGCGCAGCGUGGGUUUGGGGCCGACCUUGCGGGAGCCGAGGCCUCGACGAAGGGCGACGCGGCGGGCGGCGAGGGGGCGACGGAGGCGGGCAAAAGAACCCCCAGCCAAGUCUCCGUCACCGACACCACCCGCGCGAGCGUGAUGCGGCGGGCGAAGACUCGAAACACGUCCUCGCUGCCAAAGUCCUCGCGGGCGUACAGUACGGCUGUCCUCGCUGCGGCGGCUGUGCGGGAGCGCAUGGACUACGAGCUGCGUAUUAAACUAGAGAAUGUGAAGCUCACCGAGAUCGAAGAGGAGGAACAGCAGAUGGAACGAGAGCGGCUGAUCGCCGAGCGCCACCGCCUCCAGUGCCGCGUCAAUGCCAUGAUGCGGGCCUUCGACCAGCGUCUUUGGAAGUUGUACGAGGAACGUGUCAGUGUGGACGCCGAUCUCUGCCUGGCGGAUGCCCGCUCCCUACUGAUGUUUCGUGAGUACCAGAUCCUGCUUGUCUUCCGGCACAAGGACCGUGAAUUACGGCUACAUUACGACGAGACAAAGCGCUCACGCAACCAGCGGAAUCUGGAGAUGGCGGAGCUGCAGAAGGGGAUACACGAGCAGGCGGGGGUGAUUGAAAAGUUGCAGGAGGCAAACAAGGCCUUCCGUCAUGAGGGGGAGUUCUUCAUUGAGUCGCACUUCCCGGCAGAGCAUGUGCCGUACAUCAUGAAGGUGUUUUUGCGGCAAAUUAAGCGGCUGAAAAACCUUGGCGACAUCUCCGCGGACGACGACGACGUCACCAGCGACGACGACGAUGAGGACGUGAAUGAGGAGGACCUCUGGGAGGAGGUGUGCCCGCCCAACUGCUCGGGGGAGCGCUGGCGGGAGGUGCUCGCGAUGCGAGAGAAGCGGCUGGACUACGUUGACGCGAUCGCAGAGGGGAAGCGGAAGCAGGAGCAGAUGCAGCGCCGCGUCGAGGAGCAAAAGACGCUGGUGGAGCAACUCAACACGGCCUUGUCCAAGUCUAUGAAGAUGAUUGAGGAAUUUCAAAGCGAGAAACGCAAGGAGCUGAACAUGCUGGAGACGCUUGUGGCCCUGCGAUGUAGCCAGGUGAGGUGCCUUGAGGGGGAGGCGGAGGAGCAGUGCCCCGACUCCUUCCGCAGGGACGAUCUUGUCGUCAUCUCCGACAGCCUGAUGAGGAAGCUGCGCAGUCGCAUUGAGGCAAUGGCGGAGGAGAAGCGGGACCGGCGGCUGAAGCUGAAGGACAUGACGGCGGAGCUGCAGCGGCUGCAGCGGGAGCGGAAGGCAAAGGAGGCAUUGCACGCCAAUUGGGAGGAAAAGGUGUACGAGGCGAUGCUGCUGAAGUUCGGCUGCACGGUGAACUUGGAGCUGCUGGAGUCCACCAGCAGCUGCCGCGAGGUGGAGGAGCUGAAGGAGCGGCUGCGCCUGGAGGAGCUCGCCUGGGAGCGGGAGCUGCGAAAACGCGAGAACAAAAUUGUCGCCCUGCGGGAGACGAUGCAGCGGCGGCUCGUGGACAACACACACCUUUUGCACGACCUGGGCGACCAGGAGGGCGACCGGCAGGACGUGGAGCGGUCUCUGACGCACGCCACGCAGAAGGUGGUGAGCCGAAUGUAUGACGGCUCCAACGUCGCCACGGCGGAGGACCGGCGCAACCUCAGACUACUCAUCACCGCACAGCAGGAGGAGAUUGACGCGCUGCGGGCGGAGAUUGCUAUGCUGCGCAGCAAAGGCGGACAUCUCUACACCCCGCCCUCCGCAUUCGCCGCGUGA
Molecule: messenger RNA, 5295 nt
Organism: Trypanosoma conorhini
Lineage: Eukaryota; Euglenozoa; Kinetoplastea; Trypanosomatida; Trypanosomatidae
Product: flagellar associated protein
Exons: 1
Coding region: 1-5295 (1764 amino acids)
Molecular function (GO): protein binding
Source: RefSeq, a predicted model, not a curated record